GCACAAGAGAAAAUAUGAUAUGUGUUAUGUCUCGAUUAAGAUUUACCUUUAAAAGCCGGUAGCACCGACUGAAAUUUAUCAGUUUGUCGACAGAAUUGAACAGUGCAAAAUGUUUAUCAAGGUAACUCUCCUAUUGACGACCCUGUUGGCUAUCUGCUCUAGCAGCCAAGUCAAUACCCAGUCUCUUGGCUAUUUGACACAGCAACAUCAUCCAGUGCAUCCAACCGUGGUCAACACAGUACAAACUGUACGAGUUCCACAACCAGUACCUGUUCCAGUACCACAGCCCAUACCUGUUCCUCAGCCUGUUCCUGUUCAGGUUCAAGUUGAGUCUAUUGAUCCAUAUCCACAGUACAAUUUUGCCUAUUCCGUGAAUGAUUUCCAAACUGGAGAUUCUAAGAGUCAGCACGAAACUAGGGAAGGUGACGUUGUUAGAGGCCAAUACAGUGUGAGCGAUCCUGAUGGUACCAGAAGAACUGUGGACUACUCAGCAGAUCCUCAGAAUGGCUUCAAUGCUGUCGUUCAGAGAACGCUGAUCAGUCAGCAUCCACAACAACUUUUGAGAACUCCACACUAAUGAUGAUGGGAAAUGGAACUGAAAUAAAAUAUCACCUAUGUCUUUUGCUUAUCUUUGCCUGUGAAUAUAUUUCUUAGUUUCUUUUGAUUUCCUACUGCCUGUAUAUAUCAAGAAUUUGUUUAUGUAACUAGAUCAUGUAUAUUCUCCCACCUUGUAUUCAGUAUUAUUGCUAAUAAAUCUAUAUUAUAUUA
Harmonia axyridis is the source of this 768-nucleotide messenger RNA. Its product is annotated as larval cuticle protein A2B-like. Lineage: Eukaryota; Metazoa; Arthropoda; Insecta; Coleoptera; Coccinellidae. The transcript is spliced from 3 exons. Gene Ontology annotation, cellular component: extracellular matrix. Bases 110 to 577 code for a protein of 155 amino acids. The record is from RefSeq and is a predicted model, not a curated record.